CCCCCCAAUUUUAAACAUCAUCUCUCCUAUUUUAUUUUAUUUUUGUCUAAAUUUCCUCUAGUUUUCUAACAUGAAAAAUAGAGGAUAUAAAUACACUGCACAACAACCCUUUGCACUCAAAAUACUAGACUAACAUGUCCCUUCUAACUUGUACACUAUAAAUGUUAGCAUUUCCUUCCAUUUAUGACACGUUACAUUUGUAGGGCCCAAACAUUUCAUGCAUAAAAACACACUCACCUUCAUCCUCUUUCUCCCAUACACAAAACACAAUCAUCUUAUAUUCUCUCAAACAAUUUCAAACAUAAUCCACCAUCACUAAGCCUAAGCCAAGAAGCAAGAGCACGACUCUUGUAUAUUCUAUCAAUCUAUUUAUAUAUCUAUAAUCGUAUACAUAUCAAGAACAACUAUCUAGCUAGUAAGAUGUGUAUUCCCAAGCCAUCAUCAACAUCUCCAUUUUUGUGUCCCACAAAAACCAACCUCAUAACUCCAAACCCAAAACUACUCAUAAAUAAUCCUCAUGAUGAUGAAGUUCAAGAUCAAAAUGAACUUCACAGAUGGCCAACUCCAAAUGAGGUGAUAGAGGAAAUGAAAGCCAUAGCUAAAAUAUCAUGUCCAACAGCAAUAACAGGUUUAAUCUUAUAUUCAAGAGCAAUGAUCUCAAUGCUUUUCCUUGGUUAUCUUGGCGAGACAGAACUAGCAGGUGGUUCUCUCUCCAUAGGUUUUGCAAACAUCACUGGUUACUCUGUCAUCUCUGGUUUAGCCAUGGGAAUGGAACCCAUUUGUGGACAAGCUUAUGGAGCUAAACAAUGGAAGAUACUUGGUUUAACACUUCAAAAAACCAUUCUUUUACUUCUUUCAACUUCAAUCCCAAUUUCAUUAACAUGGCUUAACAUGAAAAAAAUCCUCCUUUUUCUUGGUCAAGAUGAAGAAAUUUCAUCAACAGCACAAACUUUCAUUCUGUUUUCAAUACCUGAUCUUUUUUUUCUCUCUUUUCUUCACCCUCUUCGUAUCUAUUUAAGAACACAAGGUAUAACAUUACCAUUAACAUACUCUUCAGCAAUCUCUGUGAUUCUUCAUGUUCCAUUAAAUUUUCUUCUUGUAAUUCAUUUCAAAAUGGGUGUUGUGGGGGUGUCGAUAGCAAUGAUUUUGACAAAUCUCAACCUUUUGAUUUUCCUUUCAUCUUUUGUUUACUUUUCGGGUGUAUAUAAAGAAUCAUGGGUUUCGAUUAGUUUAGAAUGUUUCAAAGGUUGGUCAUCGUUACUUUCACUUUCGAUUCCGUCGUGUGUUUCUGUUUGUUUAGAAUGGUGGUGGUAUGAACUAAUGAUAAUUUUGUGUGGACUUUUGGUCAACCCAAAAGCUACAUUAGCUUCAAUGGGUAUUCUAAUUCAAACAACUUCUUUGGUUUAUGUUUUUCCUUCUUCACUUAGUCUUGGUGUUUCAACUAGAGUUGGAAAUGAGUUAGGUGCAAAUCGUCCUUCAAAAGCACGUUUUUCUAUGAUAGUAUCACUUUUUUGUGCUUUUGGGUUGGGAAUUUUGGCUAUGUUGUUUACAACAUUAAUGAGAAAUCAAUGGGGCAGAUUGUUUACUAAUGAUGUUGAAAUUCUUAAUCUAACGGCUAUGGUUUUGCCAAUUGUUGGGCUUUGUGAGAUUGGGAAUUGUCCACAAACAACAGGUUGUGGUGUUUUGAGGGGUAGUGCUAGACCAAGUGUCGGUGCGAAUAUCAAUUUGGGUUCGUUUUAUUUGGUGGGUAUGCCGGUUGCUAUUGUUCUUGGGUUUGUUUUUAAAAUGGGUUUUUAUGGGCUUUGGAUUGGGUUGCUUGCGGCCCAAGUAUCUUGUGCGGCACUUAUGUUGUUUGUUCUAUGUACAACGGAUUGGAAUGAUCAAGUGGAAAGAGCAAAGAAUCUUACAAAAACAACUUCUUCUUCUUCUAAUUCUACUUUGUUACCAAGAUUCGUCACAAAAACAAUGUGUCAUCACGACGACAACAAUAAUCACCAUGGUUGUUUCGAAGAGAUCAUAGUAUUCACAAAUGAUGAUCAUGAUGGGCCUACCAAGACAUGUACUAUACCCUCACUUGAAACAGACCCACUUAUCAUACCCACUUAAUUAAUUAAUUAAUUCAGUUUGUUUGCGUCCAUUAAUUCCUUCGCGGAGAAUCGAAAUUAUUAGAAUCUCCAUUUAUUAGAUUGUACUACUGUAGAAACAUCUCAUGUAUCAGCUACUAGUAUUUUUUUUCUUUCUUUGUUGUGUAUUACUACUAUUAAUUAAAACUUUACUGAAGCGUUCUUGCAUAUAUUACAAAAUGUGGGAGUAUAAGUAUGU
This is a messenger RNA of Cicer arietinum (chickpea), 2322 nucleotides long. RefSeq names its product protein DETOXIFICATION 48-like. The record is from RefSeq and is a predicted model, not a curated record. Gene Ontology annotation, biological process: xenobiotic detoxification by transmembrane export across the plasma membrane. Lineage: Eukaryota; Viridiplantae; Streptophyta; Magnoliopsida; Fabales; Fabaceae. Gene Ontology annotation, cellular component: membrane. Gene Ontology annotation, molecular function: xenobiotic transmembrane transporter activity; antiporter activity.